Messenger RNA from Dovyalis caffra, 1632 nucleotides. The record is from the annotation of a GenBank genome assembly. NCBI's taxonomy places the organism in Eukaryota, Viridiplantae, Streptophyta, Magnoliopsida, Malpighiales, Salicaceae.
AUGUCUCCAGCACUUGCAAUGACGCUUAGUUUAGGCAAUUCGAUGUGCGAUAACUCAGGGAUUGCAACCCAUGUAGAAAUUACACGGCUAAAGCUUGUAACAGAGACUGCAAGCAUGCUGUCUGAUCCUGUGAAGGUGGUGUCUGAGUUGUCUCUUUCUGAGGGUGGUGGAAGCUGCAGUCAUGCUAAGAAUGAGCUGAACUUGACCGCCCUGUCAACUCCAAAUGAUGGUGGUAUUGGACGAACUGUUUUACUUAAUAUGUUGCUCGAGAAUGGAAAUGGUUCCAUGGUUAGUGAUGCUGUGAUCCAGGAAAGUGAGGAAGAUGAGGUGCUGUCAGUCGUGGAAGACUGUAAUGGAAUCAUCACUGAGAAGUUAGUGGUAUUGGAUGCAGCAUCUGAAACAAGCUUACCAAAGUCUGUUGAAAUGGAAAAUACCAAAAUUAUCGCUAAUGCUGUUAUUGUGGACUCAACAAACCUUGUGCAGGUGCCUACGGCUAACCUUCUUAUCAAGGCAGUGAGCCCAAAUGCAGAAAUCUCUGAUGGAUCUGACAUAAAGGCAUCAGCGGUGCCUCUUAAAUUGCCUAGUGAGAAGAAUCUCACUGGCGGACCUCCACGCAGUGUUUUUGAGCUUGAUUGCGUUCCUCUUUGGGGUUCUGUAUCCAUAUGUGGAAGAAGACCAGAAAUGGAAGAUUCUGUUGCAGCUGUUCCUCGAUUUGCAAAAGUUCCUAUCAGGAUGCUUAUUGGUGAUCAUGUUGUUGAUGGCAUCAGCGAAAAUCCGACCCACCUGACCAGUCAUUUUUUUGGUGUUUAUGAUGGUCAUGGGGGCGCACAGGUUGCUAAUUAUUGUCGUGAUCGAAUCCAUUUGGCCUUGGCUGAAGAGGUUGGAAACAUUAAAAACUAUUCAAAUGGUGGGAUUAUCCAUGGAGAUCAGCAGGUGCAAUGGGAGAAAGCCUUCACUGGUUGCUUUCUUAAGGUUGAUGAUGAGAUUGGAGGAAACAGCAUUAGAGGCAGCAUUGAAGGUGAUGCGAAUGCUUCUAUUGCUGCGUUUGAGCCUGUAGCACCAGAAACAGUUGGAUCUACAGCUGUGGUUGCCUUGGUCUGUUCGUCCCACAUCAUAGUUGCAAACUGUGGUGAUUCAAGAGCAGUCCUUUGUCGUGGAAAAGAACCGAUGGCAUUAUCAGUCGAUCAUAAACCAAACAGAGAAGAUGAAUAUGCCAGGAUUGAGGCAUCUGGAGGCAAGGUGAUACAGUGGAAUGGACAUCGUGUUUGUGGUGUUCUGGCUAUGUCAAGGUCCAUUGGUGAUAGAUAUUUAAAACCAUGUAUAAUUCCAGAUCCAGAGGUCAUGUUUGUUCCUCGUGCUAGAGAGGAUGAAUGCCUCAUUUUAGCUAGUGAUGGGUUAUGGGAUGUUAUUACAAAUGAGGAAGCUUGUGAAGUGGCUCGAAGACGGAUUCUGCUAUGGCACAAAAAGAAUGGGGUUUCAUCUCUUCUUGAAAGGGGCAAAGGUAUAGAUCCUGCAGCUCAAGCAGCGGCCGAUUACCUUUCAAUGCUAGCCCUCCAGAAAGGAAGCAAGGAUAAUAUCUCUGUGAUUGUAGUGGACUUGAAAGCACAAAGGAAGUUCAAGAGCAAAUCUUAA